AUGUCGCUGAGCCCAAAGCAUACAACGCCUUUCUCAGUGACUGAUAUUUUGAGUCCUAUCGAGGAGACCUACAAGAAGUUUAGUGGCAUGGACGGCGCAGGGAACCUAACCUCUCCACUGGGAGCUUACCGACAGCCUCAGGUUUCCCAGACUGGCAUGCAACAGCACUCCAUGGGACACAACGCUACCGUGGCGACCACCUACCACAUGCCACACACUGUCUCCCAGUUCUCGCACAGUGCCAUGGGGGGAUACUGCAAUGGGAGCAUUGGCAACAUGGGAGACCUUCCGUCGUACCAGGAAACCAUGAGAAAUAGCGCAGCAGCAACAGGGUGGUAUGGCGCGAACACGGAUCCAAGAUAUUCAACAAGUAAGUCGUUUUUAUUUUAUUUUGAUUUGUUGUUAUUGUUUUGUGAAUUGUUUUAUUUCACUGUCAGCACUUCUCAUACGAACUUUUAACGAAAUGCGGACAACACUCACCAUCAUUGAGUAGUCUGACAUUACAUCAUUUUCGAAUAUGGAAAUGUUAUUGAACAAAAAGUGAAUUGUUGUUAUUAUUAUUAUUAUUAUUAUUAUUAUUAUUAUUAUUAUUAUUAUCAUUAUUAUUAUUAUUAUUAUUGCAAUUAAAUAAACUUGAUAGAUAAAGCUGCAUGGUAAGAUACAUUUGGACAAUUACGCACGGGAUACAGACCAUGGCCAAACUACUUCAGGCCAUCAAAACGAUACAUUUGCAUUGCUAAAUAUUGAAUGUGCGUAUAUGUAUGUAUAUUUUUAAGUUUCUAGAUUCAUGGGACCUUCCACAGGUAUGAACAUGACUGGAAUGGGGACCCUGACAGGCAUGGGGGACGCCUCCAGGUCCAUGCCACCCCUGCACGCAGCGCCCAGGAGGAAACGACGGGUACUCUUCUCCCAGGCUCAGGUGUAUGAGCUGGAGAGGAGAUUUAAACAACAAAAAUACCUCUCGGCGCCAGAGCGGGAACACCUGGCCAGUAUGAUCCACCUGACACCGACCCAGGUCAAGAUCUGGUUCCAGAACCACAGAUACAAGAUGAAGCGGCAGGCCAAGGACAAAGCGGCGCAGCAACUGCAGCAGGAAAGCAACCUGUGUCAGCAACAACAGUCUCCGAGGCGCGUGGUCGUGCCUGUUCUGGUGAAGGACGGUAAACCGUGUCAGAACGGCUCCAACACGCCAACGCCGAACCAGCAGCAGGUACAGCAGCAACAACAGCAACAGAACGGCUCUGGGGUGCUCCAGGCUUCCAGUAAUGGCAUCAAUCAACAUCAAAACCAGCAGGUCCACUCCUUAGUUCAGGCCCAAGACCUGGAGGAGAUAUCACCUAGCCCUCCUUCACUCCACAGCCAGAUCAACAUGGCGCAGAUAGACACUUCUGCUAUAGACUACACCAAUAACAUGGUCAGCUCCAACCUCCUCUACGGCAGAACGUGGUAG
Coregonus sp. 'balchen' is the source of this 1450-nucleotide messenger RNA. The record is from the annotation of a GenBank genome assembly. NCBI's taxonomy places the organism in Eukaryota, Metazoa, Chordata, Actinopteri, Salmoniformes, Salmonidae.